AUGAGAGAAUGGCACAUACUGCUGAAUAUUGAUUUUCGAUUUCAGGUAUCAGAUUUGAGUUCUGCGUCUGGUGUGGCCGAAGAUGAUAUAAUUUCAACGUUACAAACAAUGCAGUUAAUCAAGUAUUGGAAAGGUGAUCAUGUUGUACGUAUGACACGACGGCUUGUUGAGCACUGCAAAUCGAUUAAUAUGGGACGACCACCUAAUCUGGAAAUAUUGGUGGAAGCAAUAAGUGGAUCUGAUUUGCUUCCUAAUGGUUUUUAA
Molecule: messenger RNA, 264 nt
Organism: Acanthocheilonema viteae
Lineage: Eukaryota; Metazoa; Nematoda; Chromadorea; Rhabditida; Onchocercidae
Source: the annotation of a GenBank genome assembly